AGUACCGAUAAAGAACACGUCAAAUAAGCCACGUAUCAAUCUAACCACCGUCUGUAUUUUUGUUUUUUUUUCUUCGUUACUUUGUAUGCAGUAUUUAAUUUAUUUCGUGGUCGAUGAAAAUAGAGAAAGUAGAGAAAAUGAAAUAUCAACUUAAUUACGGUCGUAAUAUUGUGUAAUAAAAUAGUGUUAUCUUUAUUCAUAUGUUAAUGACUUGUUGUCUAGACAGGUAAGCAGAUAAACAGUAUCAUUUUACUAUGACUAAGAAGAUAAUAUGUUUAUUUGAUGUCGAUGGCACACUUACGGAUCCUAGACAGGCAAUUAAACCAUCUGUGGAGAAGUUCCUUUUGGGGACUGUUAAGAAAGAGUUUGACAUAGCUAUAGUUGGAGGAUCAGAUUUAAAUAAGAUUAAAGAACAGUUGGGUGGUAAAAGUAUAUUUGAAAAGUACAAAUAUGUUUUUGCAGAGAAUGGACUUAUUGCUUUUAAAGAGGGUAAACAAUUACCUACAGAUACAAUUCAAAGUAUUAUUGGUGAAGAGGCAUUGCAAGAUUUGAUCAAUUUUUGUCUGAAAUACAUAUCUGAAUUACAUCUACCAUUCAAGCGUGGAACUUUUAUAGAAUUUAGGACAGGAAUGCUUAAUGUAUCACCAGUUGGUCGUAAUUGUACUAAAGAAGAGCGUAUUCAGUUUUAUGAAUACGAUCUUGAGCAUCAAAUACGUCAGAAAUUUAUUCAAGCUAUCAAAAAGGAAUUUCCAGAUCUUGCUUUAACGUACAGUAUUGGAGGUCAAAUAUCUUUUGACAUUUUUCCUAUUGGUUGGGACAAAACAUAUUGUCUAAGACAUAUUCAAGGAUAUGAAGAGAUACAUUUCUUUGGUGACAAAACAGCAGAAGGUGGCAAUGAUUAUGAAAUUUAUGAAAGUGAUUUAACUGUUGGACAUCGUGUAACUUGUCCAGAAGAUACAGUUAAUCAACUCAAUAUUCUUAUAGCAUUUAUUAAAGAAAAAAGAGAACGAGAACAACUGGAGGUUCCUAUGCAAUGUGCAUAAUGCAAUGAAUAUUUAAUGUACUAAAUAAUUUACUUAAAAAAGAAGGUACUUUUAUAUAUUUA
Molecule: messenger RNA, 1105 nt
Organism: Bombus impatiens (common eastern bumble bee)
Lineage: Eukaryota; Metazoa; Arthropoda; Insecta; Hymenoptera; Apidae
Gene: Pmm2
Product: phosphomannomutase
Exons: 5
Coding region: 255-1043 (262 amino acids)
Biological process (GO): mannose metabolic process; protein N-linked glycosylation; GDP-mannose biosynthetic process
Cellular component (GO): cytosol
Molecular function (GO): phosphomannomutase activity
Source: RefSeq, a predicted model, not a curated record